This is a messenger RNA of Malaclemys terrapin pileata, 2270 nucleotides long. Its product is annotated as cytosolic phospholipase A2 gamma-like. Gene Ontology annotation, biological process: glycerophospholipid catabolic process. NCBI's taxonomy places the organism in Eukaryota, Metazoa, Chordata, Testudines, Emydidae. Gene Ontology annotation, cellular component: cytosol; nuclear envelope; nucleoplasm. The coding region runs from base 299 to 1909 and encodes 536 amino acids. The record is from RefSeq and is a predicted model, not a curated record. Gene Ontology annotation, molecular function: calcium-dependent phospholipid binding; calcium ion binding. The transcript is spliced from 16 exons.
AGACAAGCAGGUGCUGGCCAGAAGAGCUCGUAGAAAGAAGUUAAAAGCUGCCGAGAGACCUGACUGCAGACAGAGAAGCAGAGCUGACAGGCCAGAGCUGACGAGGAAGAAGCAAACGCUGCAAGCAGCAGACAGCAACAAGCAAAUAAUACGGCAAAGCCAAAGGACAGAGCAAGGAAGAAUAAAUUAGAUGUUGGCCUGAGCUUUUGGAAGUCCUGAAAGAGGUGGAGUUUUCCUUUUUCACUGACGGAGGAAUUUGAAAUCACAGGGCAUCUCACAGAGAAACAGGAAAGCAAAAAUGGAAAUAUUUCAUAAACACAAGGGUGAAAGUAAAAUCCGAAUUUCCCGUGAACUCUCAGAAGGGGAAAAAUUAGGAACAAGUAACAGAAAGGUGCGGGUGAAGAAAUGCCUGGAUAGCCUUGGGAUUCCCUGUAAUCUGGAUGAUGUGCCCAAUAUCGCCAUCCUGGGAGCUGGUGGAGGUCUUCGAGCCAUGAUCGCCCUUCAUGGAACCCUGCAGGAGCUACAAAAGCAUGGUCUCUUGGACACCAUCAUGUACUUGUGUGGGGUCUCAGGUUCAACUUGGUGUAUGUCGUCUCUCUACAAAAAUGGGGACUGGACAGAGAAAUUGCAGGCCUUGGAGGAAAGUAUGUGUGCUAGACUUUCCAAAUACACCUGGAGUGUCCCAAAGGCAACAAAAAUGCUUCUCGAGGCAGCUAAAGAUGAAAAUUACUCCCUGACUGAGUUCUGGGCCUACACUGUGGUCUAUGGAAUGUUACAUGAGCUGGACAAGGGACACUUGUCUGAGCAGCAGAGUGCUUCUGAGAAUGGAAAUAACCCCUACCCCAUCUAUGCAGCAGUGGAUGAGCGAAGUUUUUCCAAAGUAACUGAAUACUCUCCAGCAACCUGGUUUGAGUUCACCCCCCAUGAAGCCAGCUUCCUUGGCUAUGGAGCAAGUGUACCCAUGGAAUACUUUGGAAGUGAAUACAAGAAUGGGGAGCUAAAGAAGCAGAAAGAAGAGAAAAGCAUGAGUUACCUACAAGGUUUGUGGGGAAGUGCCAUUGGCAGCAAAACAGAAAAUGAAAAAGUCCUAAAAGAUAUAUUCUUUGGCUUCUUUAAGGGAGAAAAGGAAUCACAUUCACCAUCUAAAGAAAGUUGCCCGGAAGGAAUAGUCAAGGGGUUUCCAGCACCCACCAUUGAACCUGAAGCUGGUGAUAUGGAAGGCUCAUUGCAGAGUGAGCCAGCAGGAGCUUCACCAGGAGGCUUUUCACCAGAUACUAAGAACAAGUCAAUUACUGAAAACAUUAAAGGCGGAGGAGGCUCAGUGGUGGAUUUCGCUAGAAUGUGGCAAAAAACCACUCAUGGUCUCUUGACCUGGAAAUGGGGAACGAAUAAUAACUUUCUUUACAAAUGUUCUGCUCUUGACUCUACUGAGCUGGUGAAGGAUAAAGUCAUCUCCUUGGUAGAUGCUGGAAUAGCCAUAAACUGUGCUUUCCCUCUGGUUCUCCGCCCGGAAAGGAAAGUGAAACUGAUCCUCUCCUUUGACUAUGGCCCUUUUGAACCAUUUAAGGCCCUCAAGCAAACUGCCAAAUACUGUAAAGAAAACUGCAUCCCAUUUCCUGAGAUAGAUGAGAAAUUGCUCCAAGAGCCAGAUAACCCCUCUGACUGCUACAUCUUCAGAGGAGAGGGUGCUCCAACAGUCAUGCACUUGCCACUUUUCAACAGAGUGAAUUGCCCAGCCUAUGUGACAGAAUGGAGAAUUAGAUUCACCCCUGUUCGCUGUCUCUACCAUGUGGGAGACAUCACCAAACUCCUUCAAUCAGCCAGACUGAAUGUAUUGAACAACAAAGACAAGAUUCUACAAGAGAUCAAAUACAUUGUAGCUCACUCCAGGAAGGAGGCAAGCUCUUAAGAAGACUUUUUCAUGUAUUCCUCACAUACGUUAAUGCCACCCAGUAGAUUUUGCGAACUACAGAAUUGUCACUUGGUUGGAAAAUGUCAUCAUUUGGGAUCACAGUGGGGAGGGGAAUCUUAGAUUCUGCUAUGAAAGCACUAGUACCUAGCUCAUGAGUUAACCCAUAACUGGACUGCACUUUAGUUCAGCAAUUCUGAUUCUGUGCAUUAGUCAAAGACAAAUUCUCUCUUCGUAUAAAUCAUUCUUUGCUUGCUGUUAUGAAUUAUUGCUCAUUCAGUCUCUGCUCUGUGUGAUGCCAGAUGCCUUUUGUCUCCUGAUGCACAAUUUAUGUUCAAUGAAUAAAGCUUAUAAAAUCUCA